GUCAAGAACUUCAAAAAAUAUUUGUUUGAAAUUUGCUUCGCUAACGACUGUAGAUCUCAUAGGCUCGCAAUGGCAUAUCCUGGACUGUAUCCAGAUUAUGUACACGCAUUAGCGGCUGCCACACAAGCUGCUUCUCUAGCGGGAGGUGGUCAUCAUACCCAGCAUCAGCCACCGAAAAGAAAAAGGCGUCAUCGUACUAUCUUCAGUGAAGAGCAGCUCGAGCAACUAGAAGCAACUUUCGAGCAGACUCAUUAUCCAGAUGUCGUGCUAAGGGAGCAACUUGCUCUUAAGGUGGAUUUGAAAGAGGAAAGAGUUGAGGUGUGGUUUAAAAACAGACGAGCAAAAUGGAGGAAACAAAAAAGGGAGGAGCAGGAGCGACUCCGAAAAGUUCAGGAGGAAGACGUGUGCAGUAGGGCGGCUACCAGUGACCAGAAUCAUCUCAUAGCGUCUCAGAACUUUACCGAUGACGAUUCAUCCGAUCUUGAAGUCGCAUAGUUCUGAAUAGCUUCGAAAAAUCUCUUUAUCUAGUCAAUGAAAUUGUUUUUGUAUAUAUUUCUGUUUAAGUUUGUUUAGGUUUUUUAUAUAGACAACAAUUGUUUCCUGAGGAAAUCCGCAUCCAUUUUAUUAUUAUAAUUUGUGGC
Molecule: messenger RNA, 641 nt
Organism: Psylliodes chrysocephalus
Lineage: Eukaryota; Metazoa; Arthropoda; Insecta; Coleoptera; Chrysomelidae
Source: the annotation of a GenBank genome assembly